This is a messenger RNA of Paramecium pentaurelia, 453 nucleotides long. The record is from the annotation of a GenBank genome assembly. Lineage: Eukaryota; Ciliophora; Oligohymenophorea; Peniculida; Parameciidae.
AAUGGCUGAAUAAUUAACAGAAGAAUAAAUUGCUGAAUUCAAAGAAGCCUUCGCUCUCUUUGAUAAGGAUGGUGAUGGUACCAUUACAACUAAAGAAUUGGGAACAGUUAUGAGAUCUCUUGGAUAAAAUCCAACUGAAGCUGAACUUCAAGAUAUGAUCAAUGAAGUUGAUGCUGACGGUAAUGGAACAAUCGAUUUCCCUGAAUUUUUAUCUUUGAUGGCUAGAAAGAUGAAGGAAUAAGAUUCUGAAGAAGAAUUGAUUGAAGCUUUCAAAGUCUUUGACAGAGAUGGAAAUGGACUCAUUUCUGCUGCUGAAUUAAGACAUGUCAUGACAAAUUUGGGAGAAAAAUUGACUGACGAUGAAGUUGAUGAAAUGAUCAGAGAAGCUGAUAUUGAUGGUGAUGGACAUAUCAACUAUGAAGAAUUCGUCAGAAUGAUGGUUUCUAAAUGAUU